This is a messenger RNA of Acinonyx jubatus (cheetah), 801 nucleotides long. RefSeq lists its product as uncharacterized. The record is from RefSeq and is a predicted model, not a curated record. NCBI's taxonomy places the organism in Eukaryota, Metazoa, Chordata, Mammalia, Carnivora, Felidae. Bases 269 to 673 code for a protein of 134 amino acids. The transcript is spliced from 6 exons.
GCAUUGUGACGUCAGGCCGCGCGGCCCGGCUGGGACCAGGCAGCGGCUCGCGAAGGAGCUUCCCCGAGUGUGACGCGUGGACUCCGCUCCCCGCCGCCCGCCCGCCCCUGGCGUCGCCGCCGCCUCCCUCGCUCCCUCAGCGCGCCGAGCGCGGCCCAGCGGCCCGGGGCGACGCGGCGCCGAGAGGGCGGGCGGGCUUCGGAGCGCCGGGCGGCCCGAGUCCGCGGCCGGUCGGUGCGCGGCGGGCGGGCGGCGGGCGCCGGUCUAUAUGGCGGCGGCUCUGUCGGGCCUGGCUGUCCGCCUCUCGCGCUCGGCCGCCGCCCGCUCCUAUGGGGUCUUUUGCAAGGGGCUGACCCGCACGCUGCUCAUCUUCUUCGACCUGGCCUGGCGGCUGCGCAUCAACUUCCCCUACCUCUACAUCGUGGCUUCCAUGAUGCUCAACGUCCGCCUGCAGUUCACAGAAUGGAAUGUUGGCCAAAGAGCAGCCAUUGUGAUCUGGUGGAGGUUCAGAGAAGGCUCCCUGGAGGAGAGGACGUCAGAACUGUGCUUUGGGGGUGUUGAGUUGACCAGGGAAGGAAAUGAGGGAGAUUGGCUGCACCAGCUUGCAUUCCCACCAACAAUGCAAAAGAGAUUCUCUUUCUCCACAUCUUCACCAACAUCUGUUGUUGCCUGAGUUGUUCAUGUUAGCCAUUCUGACAGUGCCUGAAGACCUCUCACUGGAAGAGAGAGAAGAACUUUUAGACAUUCGUCGAAGAAAAAAGGAACUUAUUGAUGACAUUGAGAGGCUGAAAUACGAAAUUG